Molecule: messenger RNA, 11202 nt
Organism: Alligator mississippiensis (American alligator)
Lineage: Eukaryota; Metazoa; Chordata; Crocodylia; Alligatoridae
Gene: SLC4A8
Product: solute carrier family 4 member 8
Exons: 25
Coding region: 84-3326 (1080 amino acids)
Biological process (GO): bicarbonate transport; transmembrane transport; regulation of intracellular pH
Cellular component (GO): plasma membrane
Molecular function (GO): monoatomic anion transmembrane transporter activity; solute:inorganic anion antiporter activity; sodium:bicarbonate symporter activity
Source: RefSeq, a predicted model, not a curated record
GGGAGCCGCCGGCGUGAGCUGCCCGGGCUGCGGCUGCGGGGCCGGGGCCGGUGCGGCGGAGCCAGCCCAGCCCAGCCCCAGCCAUGCCGGCGGGCAGCACGGAGCCGGACGGCAUCCUCAGCUACCAGAGACCUGAUGAAGAGGCGGUUGUGGAUCAAGGUGGGACUAGCAAUGUUGUCAACAUCCAUUAUGAGAAGGAAGAGCUGGAAGGGCACAGAACUCUGUAUGUUGGGGUCCGAAUGCCUUUGGUGAGACCGGGUCACAGGCAUCACCGAACUCAUGGCCAAAAGCACAGGAAACGGGACCGGGUGAAGGGAGCGGUUCAGGAAGAGCAGGAAUCUCAUGACACCCCGUCUCAGCGAGUUCGGUUUAUCCUUGGGACCGAGGAGGAUGAGGAGCAUGUCCCCCAUGACCUCUUCACGGAGCUGGAUGAGAUUUGUGUGAAGGAGGGGGAGGACACAGAGUGGAAGGAAACGGCCAGGUGGCUGAAGUUUGAGGAAGACGUGGAGGAUGGAGGGGAACGUUGGAGCAAGCCUUACGUUGCUACACUGUCCUUACACAGCCUCUUUGAGCUGAGGAGCUGCAUCAUGAACGGUACAGUCCUCCUGGAUAUGUGUGCCAGCAGCAUCGAAGAAAUUGCAGAUAUGAUUUUGGAUCAGCAAGAACAGUCCAGCGAGUUUGAUGAAAGCAUGCGGGUGAAAGUGCGGGAGGCCCUGUUAAAGAAGCACCACCAUCAGAAUGAGAAGAAGAAGAACAAUCUCCUCCCGAUUGUCCGCUCUUUCGCAGACGUUGCCAAGAAACAGUCAGAUCCACACUUGUUGGACAAGACAGCCAUGCACCUGUUGUCUCCCCAUCCACCCACCACACUAGAGAUGAAGAAUGGAGUGAACCAUGAUACAAGCCCUAUGGAUUUAAGCAAGGCUGAGCUGCAUUUCAUGAAGAAAAUUCCUACCGGGGCAGAAGCUUCCAAUGUUCUGGUGGGUGAGCUGGAUUUUCUCCUUCGUCCCAUCGUGGCAUUUGUGCGCCUAACUCCCGCCGUCCUCCUCUCGGGCAUGACAGAAGUUCCUAUCCCAACCAGGUUCUUGUUUAUCCUGCUGGGACCAGAAGGGAAGGCUCAUCAGUACCACGAGAUUGGCAGGUCAAUGGCUACCAUCAUGACAGAUGAGAUUUUCCAUGACGUUGCUUAUAAAGCCAAAGACCGUGGGGACCUUGUGGCCGGUAUUGAUGAAUUUCUAGAUCAGGUGACAGUGUUGCCCCCUGGAGAGUGGGAUCCAUCAAUUCGAAUUGAACCUCCAAAAAAUUUACCUUCCCAGGAAAAGAGGAAGAUGCCGGCAGUCCCUAAUGGCAACGCCUGCCACCCCGAACCGGAACACCACAGCGGACCCGAACUUGAGCGAACGGGGAGGCUCUUUGGGGGUUUGAUUUUGGAUGUAAAGCGAAAAGCUCCUUGGUUCUGGAGUGACUUUCGGGAUGCCCUGAGUUUACAGUGCUUGGCAUCCUUCCUCUUCCUGUACUGUGCCUGUAUGUCUCCUGUGAUCACUUUUGGGGGGUUGCUUGGAGAAGCGACUGAUGGACAAAUAAGUGCAAUGGAAUCCUUAUUUGGCGCCUCCAUGACAGGAGUGGUGUACUCUCUGUUUGCUGGACAACCCCUCACUAUCUUGGGAAGUACUGGACCAGUGUUGGUGUUUGAAAAGAUUUUGUUCAAAUUCUGCAAGGACUACACUCUCUCUUACCUUUCCCUGCGAACCUGCAUUGGACUGUGGACUGCUUUCCUAUGCAUCGUCCUCGUGGCGACUGACGCCAGCUCCUUGGUGUGCUACAUCACGCGCUUUACUGAGGAAGCCUUUGCCUCUUUGAUCUGUAUUAUCUUCAUCUAUGAGGCACUGGAGAAGCUGAUCAGACUGGGAGAGACGUAUCCUGUCCACAUGCACAGCCAGCUCGACCAUCUGACUCUCUACUACUGUAGCUGUGGAGCCCCUGCCAGCCCCAGCAAUGAAACCCUGCAGUACUGGGACAGCAUCAAUAUUGACCCUUCCGCGCUUGAAUGGGCAAACUUGACUGUCAGUGAAUGCCAGAAAUUGCACGGAGAAUUUAUUGGCCCUGCCUGUGGAGAGCAUGGCCCGUACACACCCGAUGUCCUCUUCUGGUCCUGCAUCCUCUUCUUCACCACCUUCAUCCUGUCGGGCUCCCUGAAGAUGUUUAAAACCAGCCACUAUUUCCCAACAAAAGUGCGUGCCAUGAUAAGCGACUUUGCUGUUUUCUUCACUAUCGCCAUUAUGGUGGUUAUUGACUUUUUAAUUGGGAUCCCAUCGCCUAAGCUGCAAGUUCCCCAUGUCUUCAAGCCGACAAGAGAUGACCGUGGUUGGAUUAUUAGCCCAAUUGGACCAAAUCCCUGGUGGACAGUGCUGGCUGCUAUCAUACCCGCCCUCCUCUGCACCAUCCUGAUAUUCAUGGACCAGCAAAUCACUGCUGUUAUCGUGAACAGAAAAGAGCAUAAACUCAAGAAAGGAUGUGGUUACCACCUAGAUCUACUAAUGGUGGCGGUCAUGCUUGGCGUGUGCUCUGUGAUGGGGCUACCCUGGUUUGUAGCGGCGACAGUUCUGUCCAUCACCCAUGUGAAUAGCCUCAAACUGGAGUCAGGCUGCUCUGCCCCAGGAGAACAACCGAAGUUUCUGGGCAUACGAGAGCAAAGGGUUACAGGCCUCAUGAUCUUUGUGCUUAUGGGCUGUUCUGUCUUCAUGACGUCCGUGUUAAAGUUUAUACCGAUGCCUGUGCUUUAUGGCGUGUUCCUCUACAUGGGCGUUUCGUCACUCAGAGGCAUUCAGUUCUUCGACCGCUUGAAGCUGUUUGGGAUGCCAGCGAAGCACCAGCCCGACUUCAUCUACCUGCGACACGUCCCCUUGCGAAAAGUGCACCUCUUCACCCUGAUCCAGCUGGCUUCUCUGGUUUCGCUGUGGGCCAUAAAGGCGUCACCCGCUGCCAUCGUCUUUCCCAUGAUGGUUUUGGCUCUCGUCUUUGUUCGGAAAGUCCUGGAUUUCUGUUUCUCAAAGAGGGAGCUGAGCUGGCUUGACGACCUCAUGCCGGAAAGCAAGAAGAAAAAAAUAGAAGAUGCCAAAAAUAAAGCCAAAGAAGAGGAGGAGUCUCAGAAGAUGAUGGAUGUGGCUGAAACAGAUGUCAUUCAGCUGCCUCUGGGGAAAACUGAAUAUUCAACUGCUCCAAAACAAAAUAACAAUGGGAGGGUGGAUCCUUCAGAGAUUAACAUCUCCGAUGAAAUGCCUAAAACGACAGUAUGGAAAGCUCUCAGCAUGAAUACAGAAAAGCUCUAGAUCCAAGGAGACGAGUUUUUCCAUUUAGGGAUCUUGGCUUUGGAGGAGGAGGCGAAGAAUGAGAAGAUGACUCAGGGAUGAGCCAAGACACGCAGACAGGGGGAAAAAAUACUUUUCAAAACGGAGGAAAGGAGAAAAAAAAAUGAGUACCCUCCUCCCCCAGGACUUUCUUCAGUCAAGUAACUGGAUUCAUAUUAAAGCCAUUCAGAAGUUUUCAAUUAUCUUUGGUGUGCUUUGGUGGGCAUUCAGUAUCUUCAGACCAGCAAGCUGAGGUGCACAUUGCAGUCAGCAAGAGUUCAGUGUUAAUUCAGCCUCUGUACGUGCGUGUGCGUGCGUGUGUCCUGUUGCGGUUUCUUAGUGGUAGAGAGACUGCUGCUGCAUAACCAUUCAGCGCUCUCUCUUUUGUUUUUAAUUUGAUUCCCCACCCCCCGUUUCAAAAUAUAAACACUGAAUGUACAAAACCGGUGCCUGAUGUUUCUGAGGCAUCCUUCCUUUCCUCGUUUUUUGCUAACUGGCUGCUAGCCCAGUUGGCUUCUUGGUUAAGUUUUAUUUUCUCUUGUAUUGCAAGAUACAAUGUAGUCCCGGACCACUGGGUCAGCAUAAUGUGAGUAUUUUCAGCAGAGCUGGGCUAAAUGUGGGAAGAAAAGGAGUUUUCUUGACAUCCUCAUUCCAAAGUUUAGGCCCAUUUUGCUUCGACUCAGGUGGCUUCAGCGAACGCUCAAGCACUUACAGCCUUGCUUAAUUUCAAGUGCUUUACAGUGGUCGCGCACAAAUUGUUGGCCUCCUGCUGGCAUCUGGAGAUGCCAACUGAGAUUGGGGCCUGCUGUGCUUAGCAUCAUGCAUACAUGUGCUUGGAGAAUGCGACUCUCUGUCCCAGUGAGCUUAUAGCCCAGCUGGACCAGAGGAUAAAGUGGGAUUUGAGGGGCUCCAGGCAAAGGUUCUCUACUCUUUAAGACCAGAUUAAAAGAUAACUGUAAUGCAGUGGGUGCCCCUGCCCGGCAUCGGUCCCGUGCAAUUGCCCUAAUGAGAAGUUGGGGUAUGCAUGCACCUUUAUAGACCAAGUCAAUAGCAGGAGCUAUAUAGAGCUCUUGGCCUCAUGCCACCCCUGCCAGAGGGUCAUAGGUAUUGUUGCUUAUGCAGGCUGAGCUCAGUGCCCACUCCAGGAGCAGCCAUCCAUCCUCCACCAUGUCCCACCCUCCUGUCAUUUGUUAUUCUAGGGAUGCCCUGAAAUAGGGAGGAAUUUCCCAUACUUCCCACUGUCUCCACCCCAUGUGCUAUGAGCUCUGUGCAUCUCUCCUUUAGCUCCCCCCACCAAGGACCAUUGCCCUCCUAGAUUGGAAGGAGCAGGGAGGACAGCUGCUGCCCUUUCUUCCCCCUACCGUGGGGCAGGAUUUGGGGACCCAGUAAAGGAAGGAAUGAAGCCUCCUUCACUUUGCCCUCUUUGGCUCCAUCCAGCUGCUGGCAGCGGGAAUAGCAAGCAGCAGCUUUUUGGCUGGCCAAAGCUUUCAGAGCAAAAUCAGGUUUCUGCCCAGGGACCCCGGGAGCAGUCUUAGAAAUUUUGGAAAUGAUCAGAUAUGGCCAUCAAAAGUCCCUGCUAUACACACAGACAGGUGGACAUCACCAAGCUAUGAGCAGGGCCUCACCUGGCUGGUGAGGAGUGGGAAAGGAAACUGAGGCACACACAGACUUGCCCCAAGUCACACUAAAAAUGUGCUGGGGAUAGGGCCAGACCUCUGCUAUCCUGAUUGCUAAACCGUUUCAAGUUCAGUAGGUGUUUCCAUGCUUUGCUGCAUCGGGGCCUGUAGUUAAAUGACACUGCUCGUGGGAACAGUGGACUUCAGGUGACUCUUGCAAAAGAUUCAUCACUGUGACUCUUCGCUCCAUAAACCUGAUCCCAUUUCAUCACUGGAGGGUGCAAACCAUGACCUAUGACCUAGGCAACCAAACCAAAACCAAAUGCUUUGCACGCUGGACUUCUUGCUGUGAGCUGCUCUGGAGCCGGGUCUCGGACCCAGACCCUUUCUCAGGCGCUACUCAGAAUAGCGUUUGAAAAAUAAAUGAUUCUGAUGGGAAUUCAUCUUUGUGGUCACUGUGCAGAAAGGAAAGAGGUAAAACCCUGACUGAGGCACAAUUUGCUUCUGUGAUCAGUCAGAAAGACUAUCACAGCUAGAGAGCUUGGGUGGCCAAACUGCAUGUGCGGCAUGCGGUAGGACAGGCAGCAGAAUGGGAGAUUAGGUAUGCACCUGAAAGCAGAGCAUCCGAUCAAGCAGGGAGCAGAAAGUAAGGGAAAGGGAAGGGGAAAGGGAUUGGAGUAGUACUUGGGGAGGGUGCAGGGCUAAUUUGUGGCAUGCCUGCCAAAAAAUAGUUGGCCCCACUGACUCGGAGACUACCCAGGCUUGCUUUUUUUGUCACACACAGGCUUACAAAUUGUCACGGGCCACUCGGCCGAUGAACCCCCUUCUAGAAAUCAGUCAAGUCAUGAUCCAGCACAACAUUUCAAUGUGUGAUACAGUGUAAGUCAGGGGCGGGCAAUUAUUUUGGGCAGAGGACCGCUUACUGAGUUUCGGCAAGCCAUUGAGGGCUGCACGACAGGCAGCUCAGGGCAGAUUAAUAUUAAUUUUCUAAAUUUUUUAGGGGCCCUGCAGGCCGGAUAGGAUGGCCUGGCAGGCAGCAUCCGACCCCCAGGCCACAUCUUCCCACCCCUGGUGUAAGUGCAUGUGUUUAAGGGCACGUGUGACAACAAGUAAGUGCAUAAUGCUUGGUAGAGCUACAGCACUUUAGAGACGGCAAAGUGGCCAGAAAAGAAGUCUCAAAAGCACUUACUCAGCCGGGGAGGAUGCUCCUAGCACAGGCAUUAUGGAAAACAUCCAUAUGGCUGACUUCUGCGCCACGUCCUCCUAUAUAGGAUGUGCCCGGGGGCGGGAGGGCUGUGUCAGGGUGGGGCUGCAGUGAUUCAGUACCCUGCCGUAGCCGGCAAUAUGUUCUUUAGGGAAAGAUCUGUUUUGUUUCAAAAGGCCAUCGGGGGAGAUUUGCACAGCUCCUUGCCGCCUUCUUUGCAGCGCGUUCAUGCCAUAUGGAAUUAGUAAAAGCCAUUAUUAAAAUACUAGCUGCCCAUCACUGUUCCCCUAGCAGGGCGGGAGCAGUGUGACCAGGUCACGUCUUCCAUCGCAGCACUCCCGGGUCUCUCCAGAAAUGCAGAGAGCUCCUGGAAGCUCCUCAAAUGACCAUUACCUCUUGAAUGGAUUGCAACUCAGCCUCAGCUACAAGCUGUAAUGCCCACUCUCCUCAUUUGCAAUCCAUUAAACUCUUUGCUAGUGGUAUCCUUUGCUUUCCAAUUGUGUGGUCCACGACGGGGUUAUGCACAAAUAGUGGGCGGGUGGUGUGUGUGCUGUAUAUGCCCAAGCUGGACUAAAGGCUUCAUGGAAGUAACUCAUAUCAUUUAAAAACUCUUAUCCUCCAUUUCAAUGUCUUUUUAUGCCACCAUCUUAGGUGAAAAUGAAAAUCAGUGUAGUUCAUCGCAGGGGCAUUUACUUUUUUCAUUGUACUUGAAUGGAAAGGUUUGGGCUGCUUGAAUUUUUGGGUUCGUUUUUAAACAGAGCUCCUCUAAACGUACCGUGGGAUAAAGCAAAAUCUCACGCUGAUCCUAGCUGCCACAGGGCCAUCCUCUGAAAGCUCCCAGCGUUGAACAGAACAGAGGCAUCUCGAGAAAAGAAACCUCCGUAAAUUAAAGUAAAUAAAUCCUAGCGGAUGAUAAAGCUGAGGGUCUUUCCUCCUGCUUUUGCUCUUCUGUGCAGGGACAGUUUGUGUCUGGGAAUGGUACUGACAGUCUGCACUCUGCUUCCUUUCAUGGGACUUGUGGAUCAAUGCCUCAAAAAUACAAAGAAUCAUAGUAGAGGUCACAGCUUUUAUUAGACCAACUGGAUUUUUGCACAAAAAUUUUGCAAAAAUCUAGUUAGUCUAAUAAAAGCGAUUGCCUCUACCACGAGUUUUGAUUUCUUUUGCCUUGAGCCCAAUACGGCUGCAACCUGGAUACUCAAAAUAAAAUGCUCUUUUAUUCUGGAUGCCAAGUGCAAUCCACGGUGUGGUGCAGGCUUUCCCUCUAGUGGCUAGCCUGGGCCGGUCAAGAGGUUGAUGGUUUUUGCUACAGCCUUUGAACCAAGGAGCCUGGGUUAAUUCGAGCGGCUCCCCAGGGUUUCCUGCAUUCAAACACAGCAGCGGUGGGUUCAGUCACCAAUGACAUCGCAGUGUCUAAAACAAGUUUCUGGCUGCUCUCAGGGCUCCCCAAGAGAAGUAGGAAAGAAGUAUAUAAGAAGACUAUAUAACUAUAUAAGACUAAGGAACUAUAUAGACUAAGGACUAUAUAAGAAGAAGGAAACAGCUGAUUUCCCAGACACUUUAAAAAGUCAGUUUUAGCUCAGCUCAAGAUUGAAAUGACCUGUUGUGUCUAUAGGGCGAAUACCGUUCUUCCAGCAGGCAGGAGACUCCUUUGAUUUCUCUAUAGCCCCUAAAAUAGUAAUGACAUGGUCCCAUAUCAUACCGUAUUGAUUAUGGUAAAUAAUUUGAGGAGCAUAUUUUUAAUUUAAAAAUAAUAGCAUGACGAAUAAUGGAAAGGGAUGAUGUCACCCCGGCUGUGUCCUUAAACAUGGCCUCAUUUGGGCUGGGCUUCAAGUGCUGAAGGGCAGAGGAGAAUGACACGCAGUGGAGCUGUUUACACCGGGAAACCAGCAUCACGCAUACGCCAUCCGUUCCCUUUUAAGAAGAAAGCCAGCCCAUAAUGAACACGGUGGCUGCUUCUUAAAGUCUGGAUUAUUCCACUUUGCCAGGGAUCAUGUCUAUGGUGAAAGCAGACCGCCUCAAAAAGCCUUGUAGCCAGUAUUAGCAAGUCCGUGCUUCAAAAAGGUGCCGAGUCUCUUUUCUCCAUGUUAGGAGAUUUUUGGCUUAAGAGUAAUGAUGCUCUUUAUAGUAAAUGUUGGCUUCUCUAUACUUGCCUUCAGCUUGCCUACCUGUUAGGAUGUGUUUGGAUCAUGAUUUUGAGGUCUUGAUUUCGGUCUUUGUUUUAGGGAAAGGGAGAGUCUCUUGUGACACUGUUCUCAGUGGUGGCAGAUGGCAGAACAAGCAGCCAUGCUCUCAAGUUGCAGCAAGGGAAGUUGAGGUUGGAUAUUAGGAAGAACUCCCUCACUAGGAGGGUAGUAAAGCGCUGGAACAGGUUACCCAGAGAGGUGGUGGCAUCUCCUCCUUGGAGGUUUUUAAGACCUUGGAGGUUUUUAAGGGAUGAUGUAGUUGGGGCUGGCCCUGCUUGGAGCAGGAGGUUGGACUAGAUGUGACCUCCUGAAGUCCCUUCCCACCUGAUUUUUUUAUGGUUCCAAGAAAAGGACAGCUGGGGUUGUGCUACGAACAAAUCUCCUUUUAUUUCAUCUGGCAUGUUAUUCCUCAAUUCCAGCAGCGAUGGAAAGAAAACACCCGCUAUCCUAAAAUCAUAAAAUCUUACAAAAGUAGGGCUGGAAGGGACCUCUGGAGGUCAUCUCAUCCAACACCGGCAUCGUCCCUAUGCAAACCAUCCCAUACAAAUUCUUGUUCCUAAGACUACACCAUCAGCCCUGUGACACAACUAUAAAGCACGGCACCCUCAUCUGUCACAGGAAAAUCAGGGGGACAGUGGUGGGACCUGCUGUGGCUGCAAGGGGUUGUUAAAAUAUGCUUGAGAUGUUGGGACCCUAUGUACCCACGAUCCUGGGUGCCUGAAGGUUUGAGCGUACAUGUGUUUUUCUGUUGGUGGUUCAGUAGGUCAGUCAAUUAUAUCUGAGCGGUUUGUAGCAAACGGGCUUCAGGCGGCCCAGGAUCUGUUCCACUGAUGGACACGGUGUGGUGCCUUGCUGCUCUCUCAUCCACUGCGGUCCUUUGCACCAGCAAGAUGCCUUCUUGCCAUUCUGUCCUGGUAGCAUUUUAUAUCGAUGUCAAUGCUAGAGCAAAACCCAUGGAGAAUCUGCUCCAUUGCUCAUUUGACCCGAGGGAAGGUGAUAAAAGGAAGGGCCCAAGCGUGGAAAUGCAUUGCCAUGUGCAAUGACUUAAGGGCUUCCUGCUCCAGCUUUGCAAGCGAGUUUAGGGCCGAGCGCUCCAAGAUGCCCGCAGAGGGCAGCAUUAAGCAAAGCAGCUGCUAUGGGAAGCAUUGGCAGGGGAAUUAUCCCCCUCUGGUGCCAAAGCCGCUCAGCAAAGAGCAGUGCUGGUAUUUCUAGCCCUCGUGGUUGCAGAGAAAAGCUUGAAAGGGAAUCGCAGAGGAUCAAAAACCUGCAGACUGAUAAUACGAACCCCAGAUUUACUGACUCCCCCUCCCCUCCACAAGUAUCAGGAUUUUUAAGAUAAGAUCGUGACUUUUUUUGUGGUUAAACUCGUGAUACUCUCUGUGUUAGCAGUAAAGAGGAUACAUGAAGACAGCAAUUUCUGGUCUGUUUGCAUAGAGAUCCUAUAGCUGCUCUGAGUCUAACAGGUAGAGUUGAGCCCUGCUCCUAAGUGCCAUUGUCUCCCUGGGAGGGUAGUAGAGCACAGGAACAGGCUUGGCAGAGAGGAUGCAGACUCUCCAUCCUUGGAGGUUUUUAAGACCCUGCUAGACAUAGCCUUGGCUGGGAUGAUCUAGUUGGGGCUGGUCCUGCUUGGAGCAGGGGGUCAGACUAGCUGUGACCUCCUGAGGUCCCUUCCCACUCUCAUUGCCUAUGAUACUAGGACCUCAUUUGAAGUCAUGGCCCCUAGUUUGGGGACACACUUCCAAAAACAUGUAGCAGGCGGUGUCUAACUCUCACUGACUUUAAAUGGGUGCUAGGCAGGUAUUUGCCUCUAAAACCUACCCCCCAGAGCAACAUAAGCAAUUACAUCAAAGCAGGGGUCAGCAGCCUACAGCCCGUGGGUCAGCUCCAGCCUGUGGCCAUGGGGUUUCUGUAGUGUUUGGCGGCAGGGGGGACCUCCUGCAGGUGCUGUCCCUUUGGCACUGUGGAUAUGAAUGCCAGCUGGGAGAAGUACCAGCUGCAGGUGCUUUCCCUAUGUUGCCCGGUGAUGGCAGGGCCCUGGUGCCUUCCCUUCUGCCUCCAGUCAUCUGGUCAGAAAGAUUGUCUGCCGCAGCAUUGAAGUGUUUUAAAUCGGCAUUCAAUUUAUGAUUUGGGGGGGGAAAAACCUCCCAGUCAUGAAACAAAAAAAGAGCUUUAACCUUGCAAAUGGUUUCUAAGGAGUAGAUUCUGUAACGUUCCUUUGCUCAUUAUUAUGGGACAUUCUUGAAUAGUCUUCUAAUCGAUCUGCUCUGUCUAUUAUCAUCAUCACCAUUGUUAUUAGUUCAGGCGAUAAUGAAGGCUGGGAUUUUCAAAGGGAAAUAGAUGCCCAAAUUCAGUGGCGUUCUGGUACCUCUUAGGCGUCUUUGAAAAUACUAGUCAAAUGAAAUGCAUAAGGAUACCUAAAGCAGGAAGGAAGAAACUGUUAAAAAAAAAAGAAAAAAGAAAAAAAAAAAGGUGCUGGCACAUUUUUUCUAGUAUAUUUUCUUCCUCCUAGUAUGCGACAUGUAGAAAUAGAGAAAUUAUUUUCUUUUUAGAGAUACUGAAAUAUAUUUAUUUUGUUGUAAGAGAUGAUGUAGUUUGAAAACAUUCCACGUUGUAAAUAAAACGGAGAAAUCAAGUCUAUCUAGGUGUUAUUUCUGAAUUCAAACCUUUGCUAAAAGUUAAAAAUCUGACCUUAUUUUGAGUCUGUUCUGUAGAAAUCUCUGUUUUCCCCACCUCCCCUCAUGGUUUUCUGUCUGUGAAAUGUUGCUUGGUGGUUGUGGUGUUUAGAUGGUCAGAAUCAGUGUUUCUCAUCACAAAUAAUGGAAAUGAAAAAUAAAAAAAACCCCAUGUUUGUCUCA